AUGGCCGGAGCCACUCUCUGGGCGUGGCCGCAGCUGCUGCUGUCAUUGCUCUCGGUGUCCUGGGCGCCCCUGGGAGCCGGGACCGCGACGGUGGACGUGCUGGCCCCCGCGCAGGUGCGCGGCUUCCUGGGCGCCACCGCGCAGCUGCCGUGCCGCCUGCAGCCUCCGGAGCGGGACGUGCGGGUGACGCAGGUGACGUGGACGCGGCAGGCGCGGCCGGGCGCCCCCAGCGUGGCCGUCUUCCACCCCGCGCAGGGCCCCAGCUUCGCCAAGCCCGGGCGGCUGGAGUUCGUGGCCGCCAGGCCCGGGGAGGAGCUGCGGGACGCGUCGCUGGCCGUGCGGGAGCUGCGCGCGGAGGACGAGGACAACUACACCUGCCAGUUCGCCCUGUUCCCGCAGGGCAGCAGGAGCGCGCGCACCUGGCUCCGCGUGCUCGCGCAGCCCCAGAACAAGGCUGAGCCCCUGGAGGUCCCGCUCAGCCCGAGGCUCAGCCCGGAGCCCGUGCCCGUGGCCCGCUGCGUCUCCACGGGGGGCCGCCCGCCCGCCCACAUCUCCUGGUCCUCGUGCCUCAAUGAGAAGGCCAAUGAGAGCCAGGUGCCGGGGCCCCUCCCCGGCACGGUCACCGUCAUCAGCCUCUUAACCUUAACGCCCUCCAGCCAGGAGGACGGCAAGAAUGUCACCUGCCGGGUGGAGCAUGAGAGUUUCGAGGAGCCCCACCUGCUGCCCGUGAUCCUCCAAGUGCGCUACCCCCCCGAGGUCUCCAUCUCCGGCUAUGAUGACAACUGGUAUCUUGGCCGUAGUGAGGCCACCCUGAACUGUGACGUCCGCAGCAACCCGGCGCCCACAGGCUAUGACUGGAACACGACCAAGGGUCCCCUGCCACCCUCUGCUGUGGCCCAGGGCCACCAGCUCCUGAUCCAUACCGUGGACAGUUUGAUCAAUACGACUUUCAUCUGCCAUGUCACCAAUGACCUAGGGACUAGCCAGGCUGAACUGACCGUCCUGGUCAGAGAACCUUCCGGGCAUUAG
Molecule: messenger RNA, 1029 nt
Organism: Ceratotherium simum simum (southern white rhinoceros)
Lineage: Eukaryota; Metazoa; Chordata; Mammalia; Perissodactyla; Rhinocerotidae
Source: RefSeq, a predicted model, not a curated record